AUUGGAACACGAACGAUCUUCAAAAAUAAGUAAGUACGCCAUUCGCGCAAUACGCCAGUCAACAAAAAUUCAUUCAAAGCGCUUCAGGAUGUGCCGACGAGAUUGUGUUUUUCCAUCAGCACAUUCAAACACUUAUUCCUGGUGGUGAUGACUGCAUUAAGUCGUGUGUUGCUCGGGCGUGCAGUUUUUCAUUUUUAAUUACCAUCACAGACAUCGGCGGGGAGCAUUCAUAUCGCCAGUGACUUAAGUUUGUUCUGGACUCUGAAUUAGUUCGUGAGUGAAGUUCAACCGAGAUAGUCCAUAUCAACAGCUUGGCUGGAAGCUGGAGAGGACCCGGAGUAGGGAUAACUAUUUCUGUGAAAUAGUUUUAGUGGCUAGUGGGUUUAGGUUUUAAAAUUGAUGACACGGUAGUGUUCAACAAAGUAUCGACCAUGUGUUCCAGAAUAGCAUUAGUGCCAUGCUUAGUAUUUUUAGUCAUCAAUUUACUGCACAAAACUGCUGCUGAAGAUAAGUCCCCACUAGUCCUGACAGUGGCGAGCAACGAAACCGAAGGUUAUCUGCGCUUCAUCCGUUCUGCCAAAUAUUACGGAAUCGAGGUAACAACGCUCGGCCUUGGGAAGCCAUGGCGAGGUGGAGAUAUGAAGCGGCUCGGCGGUGGCUACAAGAUCAACCUGGUCCGUGAAGCCCUGAAGCCGUACAAGGGUGACGACGAUCGGAUCGUGUUGUUCACCGAUAGUUACGAUGUGCUGUUUCUGGCCUCGCUGGACAAGAUCAUCGAACGAUUCGAAACGUUCAAGGCAUCGGUUCUGUUCGGAUCGGAGGGCUUCUGCUGGCCGGAUGAAGCCCUAAAGGGAAAGUAUCCGAAGCUGGAAGGUCGUGGUACGAGGUUCCUCAACUCGGGGUUGUUCAUGGGGUACGCAUCCAAGGUGUACCAGAUGUUGAAGACACCGGUCAAGGAUCACGAUGACGAUCAGCUUUACUAUACGAAAGUGUACUUGAACGAAAAGUUAAGGGAGGAGUUGAAUAUCAAGCUGGAUCAUACCGCAGCUUUGUUUCAAAAUCUAAAUGGGGCUGAGGAGCAGGUGCUGAUGGCUUUGGAUCCUGACACUAAGGAAGCCUAUCUGAAGAAUACCGAAUACUCGACGACUCCGUUGGUGAUUCAUGGAAAUGGACCGAGUAAAUUGACCUUGAAUGGAUAUGCUAACUACUUGGCUGGGGCUUUCGUCGAUGGAGAUUGCAAAACGGUGAAGGAAGAUUUGCUGGAACUAGAUGAGGAUAAUCUCCCAACAGUAUUUCUGGCGUUGUUUGUGGAAAAAGCAACGCCAUUUUUCGGCGAAUGGUUGGAGAAAAUCCCAUUGUUGAAUUAUCCAAAAGAUAAGAUUGAUGUUUUUAUCCAUAACAACGUUGAAUAUCAUAAGAAAAAAAUCGAUCAGUUCAUUGAGCAGCAUAAGGAUAAUUACCGUUCAAUGCGAAUGGUGGAUUACAACGAUGACUUUGAAGAGUUGGCCGGACGUUCGUUGGCGGUUAAGCAGUGCAGAACUAAGAAUUGUGAUUAUCUAUUCGUGGUUGACUCUGAUGGGCACAUUGAUUCACCAGAUACUCUCCGGAAGCUUAUCAUUUCAAAUAGGAAUGUUAUAAGUCCGGUUUUGACACGACCUGAGAAGGUUUGGAGCAACUUUUGGGGAGCACUGAGUAGCCAAGGUUUCUACGCGAGGUCAAGCGAUUACAUGGACAUCGUUUCUAGGAAGAUUCUAGGCCUAUGGAAUGUACCAUUCAUAUCGACGAUCUACUUGGUCAAGAAAUCGGUUCUCCCUCAGAUCAACUACGAACUACAAAACACAGACCCCGAUAUGGCCUUAUGCUGGCACAUGCGAGCAAACGGCAUCUUUAUGCAUGUGAUCAACACCGAACAAUUUGGACACCUGAUUGAUUCAGAUUAUUUCGACACGAGCAAAACUCAUCCGGACUUUUACCAGCUAUUUAACAACAAGCACGAUUGGGAGCAAAAGUACAUCUCCAAGGAUUACUACAAACAGCUGGAGAAAGACUACGUCCAGAAGCAGCCCUGCCCGGAUGUGUACUGGUUAGCCAUCGGGACGGAUGCUUUCUGCGAUCAGCUGAAGGAAAUCGUCGAAAGUCACGGCAAGUGGUCCGACGGAACGCACAACGACAAACGACUUCAGGGAGGUUACGAAGCCGUACCGACCCGGGACAUUCACAUGAACCAGGUUGGCCUGGAACAGGUUUGGUUGAAGUUCCUGCAGCUGUACGUGCGACCCUUGCAGGAGAAGGUUUUCAUCGGAUACUUUCAUGAUCCUCCGAGAUCGUUGAUGAACUUCGUGGUUCGCUACCGGCCUGAUGAGCAACCUGCCCUACGACCUCACCAUGAUUCGUCAACGUACACGAUCAACAUUGCGCUGAAUACCGUUGGAGUGGACUACGAAGGUGGCGGAUGUCACUUCUUAAGAUACAACUGCUCGGUGAAGGCCACACGCAAGGGCUGGAUGUUGAUGCACCCGGGACGAUUAACGCAUUACCACGAAGGGCUGAGAACCAUCAGCGGAACCCGAUAUAUUAUGAUUUCAUUCAUCGAUCCUUAGAGGACUUCCUCAAAAGAUUGACAUCGAAUCUCGCUUGAUCUAGAGACAAGCAAAAACAGAAACAAAACUAGAAAAUUUCAACAACGGAAUUGUCGAGAAAGUUUAAUUUUUCUAUUCACCAUUUGCCAUAUGUCUAUAGGUACGUGUGCCAUCUGUUUGAUUGUGGAUUAAUAGAUUUUGAUUUUUUGGACCGAUUUGUAUGUCGUGCGUGAUAUAGGUGUCGCAUUUAAGGUUAAUAAAUAUAAUGACAAUAA
Molecule: messenger RNA, 2854 nt
Organism: Uranotaenia lowii
Lineage: Eukaryota; Metazoa; Arthropoda; Insecta; Diptera; Culicidae
Gene: Plod
Product: procollagen-lysine,2-oxoglutarate 5-dioxygenase
Exons: 5
Coding region: 432-2600 (722 amino acids)
Biological process (GO): peptidyl-lysine hydroxylation
Cellular component (GO): endoplasmic reticulum
Molecular function (GO): procollagen-lysine 5-dioxygenase activity; L-ascorbic acid binding; iron ion binding
Source: RefSeq, a predicted model, not a curated record